UCAGGCUGCAGGAAGCGGCUCAGGAGGCUGAUCAAAAGAGGCUUCAGCGUCGACUGUCGAGACAACCGUGGCUGGAACGCCCUGCACGAGGCGGCGGCCGCUGGCAGCAAGGAGUGCGUGCAGGAGAUUUUGUCUGCUGCGGGCGCAGGCUCCUCCCGGGGCUGUGGUGCCUACGUGAACUCUCUGACACACGAGGGGGAAUCUGCGUGUUACCUGGCGGCGCAGCAUGGACACCUGGCUGUCGUCCGACUCCUCUUGAAAGCAAACGCCAACAUCAACCAGCUCACAAACGACCUGUCCUGUCCUCUGUACGCAGCGGUAGACGGCGGGUACCAGGACGUGGUGGAUCUGCUGGUCAGAAAAGGUGCGGAGGCCAACAGGACACACACGGCGUCCUGCUGGACCUGUCUUCAUCAGGCCGUUUAUAAGGGUCACAGUGAAAUUGUGCGCAUACUGGUCAACGUGUGCAACCUGGAGGCGCUGGAUGACCACAAGAUCUCCCCUCUGUUUGUGGCGGCUCAGUACGGACAGCAGGACUGCCUGGAAAUCCUCGUCAGUGCUG
This is a messenger RNA of Plectropomus leopardus (leopard coralgrouper), 562 nucleotides long. The record is from RefSeq and is a predicted model, not a curated record. Lineage: Eukaryota; Metazoa; Chordata; Actinopteri; Perciformes; Serranidae.